UUGUUUUGGCACUAACAAGUGUGUUACUACGUUGGCAAUUUAGAGAUUCACGUAAUCAAGUUCCAAAAACGUGUUAUGCACACACUAGCACUUUCUGAAGAACCUCUUUUCUUUUGUUUGGUUUUUGUAAUUUUCCUCUAUAAAUUAGUAUUUUUGCAAAUCCAUCGGCAUAAUUCUAUUGGCACGAUCCGAACACACCAUUUGUCAAAUCAGAUUUGUUGGACAUGUGUUAUUAAUUCGUUAAUGACGCACCGUUAGUCUUAAGUCAACCCCACUUCGCAUUUAAUUAUUUUGUUACUCCUCCGCAUCUCUUAUUCUUCUCCGGCGACACUCCUAAUUCCUUCUCCGCGAAGAAUCUGAAUGAAUCUGUGAGCUCUAAAGCGUCCACUGCUAUGAAUCUAUGCUGCUAAGCUUGAAUGCAUCAUUGAGUUUUGCUUUGUAUUUUAGUUUUUUGAUUUGAGAGUAUAUAAAUGGGAAAAGCGUCGGGCUUGCUUCUGUGUUUGUUGGGUUUUGGGUUCUUUGUUGUGACGUAUAAUCUUCUGACACUUAUAGUUCACAAUAGAUCUGGUGUGAGUAAUUCAUAUGGGAGUCCACUUGUUGAUGAUCCUGUUGUUCAGAUGCCUCUUAACAUUAGAAAGGCCAAGACUUCUCCAGCACCUUUUCAUGUUGCUCUUACGGCCACUGAUGCACCUUAUAAUAAGUGGCAGUGUCGUAUUAUGUAUUAUUGGUAUCAGCAGAAGAAAGCUCUUCCUGGUUCUGAUAUGGGAGGCUUCACCCGCAUUUUGCACUCGGGUAAUUCCGAUAGCUUGAUGGAUGAAAUACCCACUUUUGUGGUUGAUCCUCUUCCCCCAGGUCUUGAUCGGGGGUAUGUUGUCUUGAAUAGACCUUGGGCAUUCGUGCAAUGGCUUGAAAGAGCUACCAUCAAGGAAGACUAUGUGCUCAUGGCAGAGCCUGAUCAUAUAUUUGUUAACCCCUUACCCAAUUUGGCUGUUGGAGGAUUCCCAGCCGCUUUUCCGUUUUUCUAUAUUACACCUGAAAAGUACGAAAACAUUGUCAGAAAGUAUUAUCCAGUGGGGAUGGGCCCUAUAACAAAUAUUGAUCCCAUUGGGAACUCCCCUGUUAUUAUAAGCAAGGAAUCACUUGAAAAGAUCGCUCCUACAUGGAUGAAUAUCUCACUGACAAUGAAAAACGAUCCAGAAACUGAUAAGGCAUUUGGAUGGGUGCUGGAAAUGUACGGUUAUGCAAUUGCCUCUGCUCUGCAUGGGGUGCGGCACAUACUUCGGAAGGAUUUCAUGCUUCAGCCUCCAUGGGAUUUGUCUACAAAGGGGAAAUUUAUCAUCCAUUACACUUAUGGAUGCGAUUACAACAUGAAGGGUGAGCUGACAUAUGGCAAAAUAGGAGAGUGGCGAUUCGAUAAGAGAUCACAUUUGCGGGGUCCUCCUCCGAGGAACAUGUCCAUGCCGCCUCGCGGUGUUCCAGAAAGUGUGGUGACUCUUGUGAAGAUGGUGAAUGAAGCUACUUCGAACAUCCCAAAUUGGGACACUCUCUAACUUUCACAUUCACAAAACAGAAAACUAUAGGGACGAAUCUAUACAUCAAUAUUUUUGCCAACAGAGAUUUUCUUUUCUCCUUUCACUUCUUUUAUACAUGUUCUUGCCAAAAGAUUACAUCAAAGGUUUUUUUUGAAGGAUAACUCUUCCGCUUCUAACGUGUCAAUAGCAAAAACACGUGGUGUGACCAUGUUGCAAGAGAAACGAUAAAACUUCCGGUCAUCCUUUGCCGUUGAAAACUCCGAUACCGGUGAACACUAUUGACGCCGGAAAAUGAGUGAAGCAUCAAUUUUUGGUUGUUUCUCACUGGAGACUGCAUAAACAGAGAGAAUGGAUCCAAAUACAGGGAUUCCAACCCAUCUAAUUUUCCAAAUCAUCAAACAAUUGAGAUCUGGCAAAAUCAAAAAAAAAGAAAAGAAAUUUGAUUGAUCCACAAAAGCUUGCUCGAUCGAAGCUUCAUAAACAUGUAAAAAACGGCUACAGGCAAUCCAAAUAUGUUGGAAA
Messenger RNA from Camelina sativa (false flax), 2054 nucleotides. Its product is annotated as hydroxyproline O-arabinosyltransferase 3. NCBI's taxonomy places the organism in Eukaryota, Viridiplantae, Streptophyta, Magnoliopsida, Brassicales, Brassicaceae. The record is from RefSeq and is a predicted model, not a curated record. Gene Ontology annotation, molecular function: glycosyltransferase activity.